Leucoraja erinaceus (little skate) is the source of this 2618-nucleotide messenger RNA. RefSeq names its product AT-rich interactive domain-containing protein 5A-like. Gene Ontology annotation, cellular component: nucleus. The transcript is spliced from 6 exons. NCBI's taxonomy places the organism in Eukaryota, Metazoa, Chordata, Chondrichthyes, Rajiformes, Rajidae. Gene Ontology annotation, biological process: regulation of transcription by RNA polymerase II. Gene Ontology annotation, molecular function: transcription cis-regulatory region binding. The record is from RefSeq and is a predicted model, not a curated record. Bases 165 to 1790 code for a protein of 541 amino acids.
GUCCGUUGGGCCGCUGCUGCAGCUCGCGCUCCGCCGGCAGGCAGUUUGGCGUCGAGUGCGGGCGGGUGGACGGGAUCCAGCUCCAUGUGGGCUCCUGCCGGCAACUUGUACAACUGUGAAGAUCGUAGCCUAGUCUUGCCGCUGCGCCAACAACAGAGCUGGAGAUGGCGGAGGAGCCGGGUCUACCGGAUGAUGCAGGUGCCGGUGAAAUCAACCAGAAGAGCUUCCUGGUCAACCUGUACCAGUUUAUGAAGGAGCGGGGCACUCCCAUCGAGAGAAUCCCACACCUGGGCUUCAAGCAAGUGAACCUGGCCACACUCUACAAGGCAGUGGAGAAGCUGGGCGGUUACGAAGUGGUCACCACAAGCCGUCUCUGGAAGAAUAUUUACGAUGAGCUGGGGGGGAGCCCAGGCAGUACCAGCGCCGCCACCUGUACCCGCCGGCACUAUGAGAGGCUGGUGUUGCCGUACGAACGCCACCUGAGGGGGGAGGCUGACCGCCCUCUGCCGGCGGGCAAGCCCCGGAAACAGUACAAGGUGGUCCGGGGCAAGGACGGCAAGGGCUCCAGCGCUGAGCUGAAGGAGCAGAACAGCAAGCGGAGACCGGGGAAGACUGGCGUGCAGCAGAACCAAGGCGGUGAGAUUCCCCUUCUGGUGGCCAAUGCGGACACGGGGUCGGGGUCGGCCAGGGACCCUCGCCGCCUCUGCACAUCUCCUACCGAAGACCACAAGUGCCCGGGAACGGACGGGGCGACGACGGGAGACAAAGGUUGUACCGGGUCCCCACGUCCAGCCGGCGACAAGGUCCCUGGUCCGGGGUCGAAUGAGGAGCUGCGGGUGGCGGGAGGGGUGACCGACGGAGAGACGAAGCCGGGUCCCCACCGCUCUUCGCCCUGGAAGGAGCGGGCAAUCCUGUCGCCUUUAGCCAAGAAGAAGUUCCUCGCCCAGACAGGGGUGGUGGCGGCGGCCGGAGCCGGAGCGGUCAGUCUGGCCAGACCCACGGUCAUCCAGCCGCCGCCGCUGCCGCCUCCACCGCGCCCGGCCGGCUGUCGGAUAGCAGGGGAGAGUGGACAGGAGCCGCGGACAAGCCCAGCGCCCCCGCUGCGUCCAGCCGCGGUCAAGCCGCUGCCCCUCGCUGACAGACGGGCCGGGUUCUGCUGCCGCGGCUACAGGGAGCUGUACGACCGGCCUACCGACCUCAGCUUGCCCCGACCCCGGCCUCUCGCCCACCCGCCGUGGGCAGUCGAGCCAGGCCGACCUAAAGCGUGCUGGGUGCCGCCUCUAAGCGUGGCGCUGCCGCGGAAGGUACCGGUCAAGCGGCUGAAGGCGGCCGGAGGUUUGUGCGAGGCGGGCCCGCUGACGGAGGCGGCUUUGGGCAAGAGGUAUCGCGUCGUGUCCCCGCUGCGAGUGGUGAAGCAGCCGGAGGCCCAUGAGGGACCGGCGGGGGAGGACAAGCCGGGCAAAGCCCCUCCGCCGACCUGGUUGCUGGCGGCGCCCAGAGCCCAUCUCCCCUGCCCAGCCCCGGCGCUGAGGGAGCGGUUCCCGGCCGCCUACCUCCUCCCAUUCAAAGGGCAGGCACUCUAUUCCUCCCUCGUCCCCUCGCUCGCCUUCAGCUCCUUCAUGGCGCCGGCCGGGCCGGCGGGGACUCUCACCGCUCCUGGAUACCCGCUGGAUCUCUACAAACAUUGGGCAACCGGACCUUCCUACGACUCCUUCCUCCGGCAUCGACUCUACCCGCUAGCUAGUUAUCCCACGCCCUACCUCUCCGCCCAAGUGCGGCCUCCGCUGUAGAGCGGCCCGGCUCGGCUCGGCCCGGCCCGGGCGACUGCGCUGGCCCGGGGCCUGUGACCGAGAACGCUCCACCCUAGAACCACACAAACGGGGCAUCGCCCCUCGCUGAGCCAAUGACCCGGGUCGCGCUGAAAGGACAGAAGAUGGCCCGGGUCGACCUCGUGUGUAAAUAAUCCGUGACAGACAGAGACUGGCCGGGGAUACAAGGCCCCAGGGAACUUCGGACAUCGGCGCGGAACGACUUGACUUUGCCGAGCUCCGCGCUGCUGCUGCUGCUCCGAGUGUCAAGAGGAAUCCGAUGGACUCGUUCAGGGAGCGACCGGUGAACCGCAGAUGCUGGAAUCAAGAGUGAAAAAAGCCAAAGUGUUGGAGGAACACAGCGGGUCAGGCAGCAUCCGUGGAGGGAAUGGACAGAUGGCGUUUUGUGUCGGGACAGUGAGACUGGAGAGGUUGUACGUUACCCGAAAUGUCCCGCCACAGAUGCUACCUGACCCGCUGAGUUCCUCCGGCACUUUGACUUGCAACUGGUUUAGGGGGCAAACGGGCCAGGAGGUGAGAGUUGGACGAUUCCUUGUAGAUUAGCAAACAAAUAGAGAUAAUUUAUAUACACAUAAACCUGGAGUAACUCAGCGGGACAGGCAGCAUCUCCGGAGAGAAGGAAUAGGUGACGUUUCGAGUCGAGACCCUUCUUCAGACCAAAGAUUAUAGAGGAGCUCCUCUAGGAUCUUUGCUUCAGACUGAGAGUCAGGGGAGAGGGAAACGAGAGAUGUAGACGGCGAAGUAGAGAGAUGUAGAACAAAUGAAUGAAAAUAUGCAAAAAAGUAAGCG